Molecule: messenger RNA, 4885 nt
Organism: Strigops habroptila (Kakapo)
Lineage: Eukaryota; Metazoa; Chordata; Aves; Psittaciformes; Psittacidae
Gene: ATP7B
Product: ATPase copper transporting beta
Exons: 21
Coding region: 167-4759 (1530 amino acids)
Biological process (GO): copper ion homeostasis; monoatomic cation transport
Cellular component (GO): perinuclear region of cytoplasm; trans-Golgi network; membrane
Molecular function (GO): ATP hydrolysis activity; ATP binding; P-type divalent copper transporter activity
Source: RefSeq, a predicted model, not a curated record
CAUCUGGGAUUUUGUGAUGAAUGCCUAAUGAGCACGUUGAUUAGACGGGCAGAAGUCUUCAAGCCAUUGUAAAUGUAGCUGAAAGAAGUGUGGCUGAUAAGACACUGAAUAACCACUCUUGUAAAGCUUUCCUUUGGAGUUGCAAUAUUUAAAGUCCAGAAAGAUAAUGGAGAGAAAGCUGGACAAUAAAAUGAAAAGGGAACUGUCCUGCUUAGCUACUUUGAACAACAAAAACAUAACCCUGGUGUCUAUUCGUAAGCGGCAGGCAGCUCAUGAUGUGCCUGAACUACUGAUUAUUGGUGAAAAGUCCAAGACAGGAUCUCCGGUAAAAGCAAGCAGUAACUCGCAGAAAGAAGAGAAACUUUUGCAGAGUUACUCCAUGGGAAUGCCAGAAGUCAAUGCAGUUGAAAGACAGGCUUUGUCCAAUACUGAUUCUCCCCCUGGCUGUGAGCUGGAGUCUACAAUGAAACACAGUUUUGCUUUUGACAACAUGGGCUAUGAGGACAGCUUUGAAACUGGGCCCUCUUCAUCUUCCCAAGAACGCACUGUGGCAGUCAACAUUGUGGGAAUGACUUGCCAAUCAUGUGUGCAGUCGAUAGAAGGUCGUAUUUCCAAGGUGAAGGGCAUUGUGAGCAUUAAAGUCUCUCUUGAACAAAACAACGCAGUAAUAAAGUAUCUGCAGUCAGACAUAAGUCCUGAGCAGAUUUGCCAGGAAAUUCAGGAUAUGGGCUUUGAUGCCAAUACAGCAGAAGAGAGAUUGACAACAGCAACUGUAAAUUUGUCAUGCUUGAAAGAAGCAGUAGUUAAGCUUCGGAUAGAAGGCAUGACAUGCCAGUCCUGUGCCACCAACAUUGAAGGAAAGAUUAGGAAACUGCAUGGUGUGGCAAAAAUCAAGGUGUCACUUGGUAACCAGGAAGCAAUUAUUGCGUACUAUCCUUACAUCAUUCAGCCUGACGACCUCAAGAGUCAUAUCAGUAACCUGGGGUAUGACUGCACCAUCAAAAGUAAAUCAGCCCCUUUGAAGCUGGGUGUCCUCAAUCUUGAGCGCUUGCAGAAUGCAAACCCCAAGGAGACACCAGCAAGUCUUGGGAGUGAUGGAGUAGAUCUACGGGUCACCAAGAUGAGUAGCACAGCUACGGUGGCUGUACAGAUAGAAGGCAUGCACUGCAACUCAUGUGUCAGAAACAUUGAAGGAAAUAUAUCAGAUCUGCCUGGCAUACAAAGUAUUGAAGUGUCUUUGGAGCAUAAACGUGCUGUGGUACAGUAUAGCCCAAAUUUAAUUACCCUGUCAGCUCUGCAGCAAGCUAUUGAAUCCCUUCCACCUGGAAACUUUAAAGUAUGCCUCCUUAACGGUUCAGAAACAAAUAAAAGAGCAUCUCCAUCACCUGCUUCCCAAUGUGAUCUUUUCAGAGAGCCACUGCAAGACAUGAGAUGCACGGCUGUCAUUAGGAUUGAUGGCAUGACCUGCAAUUCUUGCGUACAGUCCAUAGAAGGGACCAUAUCACAGAGAGAAGGAGUGCAGCGUAUAGAAGUUUCUUUAGCUGGCAGAACUGGGACCAUACAUUAUGAUCCAGCUGUCACCAAUGGAGAAGAGAUAAGAGCUGCCAUAGAAGACAUGGGGUUUGAUGCUUCUGUACUGACAGAUACUGCCACUGGAGAACAUAAGCACCAGCCUGACACCAGCAAAGCUGCUGUGCAGCCUCAAGCUCCAGAGCCUCCUCGCCAAGGCUGUUCCUCAGACGCUCUUCCAGACAGUCCACAUCUUCAUGGGCCAAACCAGCCCAGCGGAGGAACAGCUGAGAAGUGUUUUUUACAAAUCAUGGGCAUGACCUGUGCAUCCUGUGUGUCUACCAUUGAAAGGAAUUUGCAGAAACAAGAUGGAAUUGUUUCAGUGUUGGUAGCACUGAUGGCAGGUAAAGCAGAGAUAAAAUACAAGCCAGAACUUAUACAGCCUGUUGAAAUAGCACAGCUGAUCCAGAAUUUGGGUUUUGGUGCUACUGUCAUAGAAGAUCAUGAAGAAACAGAAGGGAAUGUGGAGCUUCUUAUUGCAGGGAUGACUUGUGCUUCUUGUGUUCACAAUAUUGAAUCCAAACUCAUGAGAACAAAUGGCAUAUUAUAUGCCUCAGUUGCUCUUGCCACUUGCAAAGCUCACAUCCAGUUUGAUCCUGAGAUUACUGGACCUCGAGAUAUUAUAAAAAUAAUUGAGGAAAUUGGCUUUCAUGCUUCUGUGGCUAGAAGAGUUCCAAAUGCACAUAACCUAGAUCAUAAAAAGGAAAUCCAGCAGUGGAGGAAAUCUUUCUUGUGCAGCCUGCUGUUUGGUAUCCCUGUCUUAAUCCUAAUGAUUUAUAUGCUAAUACCUGAUGGUGAGCACCAUGGGUCUAUGGUGCUGGAACAGAACAUCAUUCCUGGAUUAUCUAUUUUAAACCUUCUCUUCUUUGUCCUGUGCACUUUUGUUCAGUUUCUUGGUGGGUGGUAUUUUUAUGUACAAGCUUACAAGUCACUGAAGCACAAGAUGGCCAAUAUGGAUGUGCUCAUCGUACUAGCCACGACGAUUGCCUAUGUAUAUUCCUGUGUGAUCCUGGUGGUAGCAAUAGUUGAAAAGGCAGAGAAAAGCCCCGUCACUUUCUUUGACACUCCUCCGAUGCUGUUCGUGUUCAUUGCCCUGGGGAGAUGGCUGGAACACAUAGCAAAGAGUAAGACCUCAGAAGCUCUUGCUAAACUUAUAUCUCUUCAAGCCACAGAAGCCACCGUGGUGACUCUUGGACCUGACCACUCUAUCAUCAGGGAGGAGCAGGUAGCUGUUGAACUGGUUCAAAGGGGUGACAUCGUAAAGGUUGUUCCUGGUGGAAAGUUCCCAGUGGAUGGAAAGGUCAUUGAAGGCACUUCUAUGGCAGAUGAGUCUCUCAUUACUGGGGAAGCUAUGCCAGUCACUAAAAAGCCUGGGAGCACAGUGAUUGCUGGUUCUAUAAAUGCACAUGGCUCAGUUCUUGUUAAUGCAACUCAUGUUGGUAACGAUACCACUCUGGCACAGAUUGUGAAAUUAGUGGAAGAAGCUCAAAUGUCAAAGGCACCCAUCCAGCAACUGGCAGAUAAGUUUAGUGGAUAUUUUGUACCAUUUAUCAUCAUCAUUUCAACAGUGACAUUGAUAGUAUGGAUCACAAUUGGGUUUAUAAAUUUUGAUGUUAUUCAAAAAUAUUUUCCUAAGCAGAAUAAACACGUUUCAAAAGCUGAACUAAUACUGAGGUUUGCAUUUCAAACCUCAAUCACUGUGCUGAGCAUUGCAUGCCCAUGUUCUUUAGGCUUGGCUACCCCCACAGCUGUGAUGGUGGGCACAGGUGUAGCUGCGCAGAACGGCAUCCUCAUCAAAGGUGGAAAACCCCUGGAAAUGGCACACAAGAUCAAGACUGUGAUGUUUGAUAAAACUGGCACCAUCACGUGCGGAGUUCCUAAAGUCAUGAGGGUGCUUUUGCUGGGAGACACAGCUGUGCUCUCUCUGAAGAAGGUACUGGCGGUGGUUGGCACUGCAGAAGCCAGCAGCGAGCACCCUCUAGGAGUGGCAGUCACUAAAUAUUGCAAAGAGGAGCUUGGUACUCAGAGCUUGGGAUACUGCACCGACUUCCAGGCAGUCCCAGGCUGUGGCAUCAGCUGCAAAGUUGGAGGUGUUGAGGCUAUCCUGGAUAUGGCUGAGGAGGGUCUCGAUAAGCUGGACGCUAACAGGAGUGGGGACAGCAGUGCUCCUCUGGGAGAUAACACACUGGUCAUGCUCUCAGAAUCACAUGGUCCACCAGUGUCUCACACAUACUCGGUGUUGAUUGGAAAUCGUGAGUGGAUGCGACGCAAUGGCUUGCAUAUUGCAAAUGACAUAAAUGAUGCAAUGACAGACCAUGAAACAAAAGGACAGACUGCUGUACUAGUGGCUAUCGAUGGCAUGUUGUGUGGAAUGAUUGCAAUUGCAGACACUGUUAAGCAGGAGGCAGCCCUUGCUGUGCACACGCUGAAAAACAUGGGAAUAGAUGUGGUGCUGAUAACGGGGGACAAUAGAAAAACUGCAAAAGCCAUUGCUACUCAGGUUGGGAUCAAAAAAGUCUUUGCUGAGGUUCUUCCUUCUCACAAAGUUGCAAAGGUCCAGGAGCUCCAAAAUGGGAGGAUGAAGGUUGCAAUGGUUGGUGAUGGAGUCAAUGAUUCUCCUGCACUAGCCAGGGCCGACGUUGGAAUUGCAAUUGGAACAGGCACCGAUGUUGCCAUUGAAGCAGCCGAUGUUGUUCUUAUCCGAAAUGACUUGCUGGAUGUAGUUGCCAGUAUUCACUUAUCAAAGAGAACAGUUCGAAGAAUACGAAUAAAUCUGGUUCUUGCCUUAAUUUAUAAUCUGCUUGGAAUACCCAUAGCAGCAGGUGUGUUCAUGCCUAUUGGCCUUGUGCUUCAGCCUUGGAUGGGAUCAGCUGCAAUGGCAGCUUCUUCUGUGUCUGUCGUGCUGUCUUCCCUGCAGCUGAAAUGUUAUAAGAAGCCAGACACAGAAAGUUACGAAGCACAAGCUCAAGGCCACAUGAAGCCACUUACUCCUUCCCAAAUCAGUGUUCAUAUUGGAAUGGAUGAUAGGAGGAGGGAUUCAUCCAGACCAGCUCCUUGGGAUCAGAUUAGCCAAGUGUCUCUCUCUUCCUUGGCUGCAGACAAGCUGCCGAGACAUAAUGGGUUUGUUGAGGAGGAAGGGGACAAGUGGUCAUUGCUCAUUAAUGGAAGAGAUGAAGAACAGUACAUCUGAAGCACUGUAUUCUUAGUAGAGGAGGAAAUAUUCCUCCUUGCUAGUGAUGGCAGGGACCGACUUCAUGAAGAGCUUCAAGGUUGUAAAUGAAGUCAUUCCUUCAGCUCACAAAACAAUUGCAAGUCA